Drosophila serrata is the source of this 1050-nucleotide messenger RNA. RefSeq names its product microtubule-associated protein RP/EB family member 1 pseudogene. NCBI's taxonomy places the organism in Eukaryota, Metazoa, Arthropoda, Insecta, Diptera, Drosophilidae. The record is from RefSeq and is a predicted model, not a curated record.
UUCAUCUAGUGUAACCUCAACAACUGUAUGCUCUUGUUAAGCAGAGCUCAGUUUCCCAAUCGGUAGCUAUCGGUCGCCUAAAUAAUAUCAGAUUUUAAUUUUAAAUUUGGAAAAAAAGUAACAAGUAAAAAUUAUUUUCCAAACCCAAAAAAACUAAAAUGCUCAGCUCAAUGAAUAAUCGUGCGGCGGUGAAUGUGUACUUAACGAGUGGCAGGACCUCCGAGGAUCUGUCGCGUCUCGAGCUACUGGAUUGGGUCAACGAGAGCCUUAAGGCUCAGUUCACCAAGAUCGAUGAGCUGUGCACCGGCGCAGCCUAUUGUCAAUUCAUGGACAUGUUGUUCCCAAACAUUAUUAACAUGGAUCGCGUUAAGUGCUUUACCAACGAAGAGACCGAUUUCAAACAGAACUUUAAGAUACUCGAAGCUAGUUUCAAAAAGAUGUCCGUGGACAAGCAAAUACCCAGCGAGAAGCUAAUCAAACGAUGCUUCCAACACCAUUUGCAGUUUCUAAAGUGGUUUAAGAAAUUCUUUGACGCAAAUUACGAGGGCAGGAGCUAUGAUCCCAGAGCAGUCCGCGGUGGUGCCCCCAUGGGCUUUGGAGCUGAAUCAAUUUCGGUGAAUUUCUUGGCCAGCACUACUCCGUUCCCUAUCCAAGGACGUCAUUCUACAUCUAAUUCGGCAAGGAAGUCUUAUUGGGAGCAAGUCAAACCGGGGACAUCCGAAAAAGUGACACCAAUGCAGAUGCAGGAGACCGGGGAAGGUCAAGAGUGCUUGGCCAAGAAAAUGUCCCACUUGAAGCUAAGACGAACUCAAAGUUGGUAGAAGCCAGAUCCAGGGAUACCCAAGGACUUAAAUACUGCUUUCCAACACUAAUCGAGUUCUUCUUUUCGAAUUAAAUACUGGUUUCCUUAAUGGAAUAUUGUUUACCCUUCAGAGGGCUAUUUCCAAAUUAACAACUGUUUCCACCUCAAAAUGCACUUGACAUUUAAAUUUCUUGUAACAAUUAUAAACAACAAAUUAAAAAAAGAAAAAAGUUGGCAUUAAAUCUAAU